AUGGAUAAUGCUCUGUUAGCUCUUUCUCUAAAAGAUGAUGACAAUGCCCCUUACAAUUUACCAGAUCUUCCUCAAUACUAUGCUACAGAACGGAAUGCAUGCAGUCUAAUCGACCGUCUUCUCAACCCGGAACAUCAAAACAUGGCGGAUCUCAUACUUGAUAUGCCGAGGAAAUGGCAAAUCGUCAAUCGAGUUAGAUGUAUCGCUCUCACCAAAGAAAGAUUCCAGUUCAUCUCAUGCAUGCAUAUGGCCUUCAAGAUGUCCUCGACAAAGGCAUGCAAACCUUCAAAGACUGGGGGUUUAGCUAUAGAAAGAUGGGUAGAAAGACCUCCAUCGGGAUAUUUACAAUUCGUCUCAAUUUUGGUCAGGAUAAGGAAUAUUCCGAUUAAUCACUACACAAUACCAGCCAUAUCAGAGCUUGUGGGCUGA
This is a messenger RNA of Brassica napus (rape), 429 nucleotides long. RefSeq lists its product as uncharacterized. The transcript has a single exon. The record is from RefSeq and is a predicted model, not a curated record. Lineage: Eukaryota; Viridiplantae; Streptophyta; Magnoliopsida; Brassicales; Brassicaceae. The coding region runs from base 1 to 429 and encodes 142 amino acids.